Molecule: messenger RNA, 1593 nt
Organism: Nicotiana tabacum (common tobacco)
Lineage: Eukaryota; Viridiplantae; Streptophyta; Magnoliopsida; Solanales; Solanaceae
Product: F-box protein At5g07610-like
Molecular function (GO): protein binding
Source: RefSeq, a predicted model, not a curated record
GCCAAAAAUCAGAAUUAAGAUGAUUAAACCAAGUCGUUUAUCAUCAUUUUCUGCGAAUGUAGUUUUUUCUAAUGAAGAACUUUUGAUAGAGAUUCUUCUCCGUCUUCCAGUAAAAUCACUCGUCCGAUGCAAAUGCGUCUCCAAAAAAUGGAGUUGUAUAAUCACUUGUCCCGAAUUCACCCGCCUAAGAGUCCCCUGUCUCAACCCUGCCCGCGGCCUUUUCUUGCACUGCUCUUCUUUUUUGAUUAACCCUUUUCAUCAAUUUGUAUCACUUAGUCUGGAAAAUCCUAUUCAAGCACCAUUCCAAAAGCUCAGUUUUGUAGAUGACCCUUCUGGAAUAAGAAUUCUCCAAUCUUGCAAUGGACUUCUGCUUUGUUGCAGCUUUCGUGCUCACGGACCUAACAAAAACUACUAUAUAUACAACCCAACUACCCAACAAUUCAUCACACUUCCUAAACCAGGAGGGAAAAGACAAAUUUCCAAGGUUAUUCUUGGGAUGAAACUAGCGUUGGAUCCGUGGAAAUCGACUCAUUACAAAGUGGUUUGCACCCGACGGUCUGACAAGGCUCCUGAGCACUAUCAAAUUGAGAUUUAUUCAUCUGAGACUAAGAAAUGGAGAGUCUCGGGUCCACCUUUUCCUGCUCGUUACGAUAUAGGAUUUCAGUACACUGGAGUUUACUGGAACGGUGCUAUAUAUUGGGAAUGCGGGGACAACUCGUUACGUUUCAACGUGGAACACGAAAAGCUCGAAAAGUUUCCAAUGCCUUGCAUUGGUAGAAGUUGGGAUGAUGAGGAGAUGAGAGUUGCUUAUUAUGGAGAGUCUUAUGGAUAUUUGCAUUUAGUCCAGGUUCAUAGCCGCCAAAAGCUCACUUUUUAUAAUAUUUAUGAGAUGAAAAAUGAUGGUACGGAGUGGUUCUUGAAAUAUGAGGUGAAUGUUGAAGAUGUUGUCGCCGCGUUUCCUCAUAUGAUUCGACAUUACCUUGAGCCAACAGACUGGCAUUAUUUGGCGAUGGCUGUGCUUUGUGUAGUCAGAGGGGAGAAAGAGGAGGAUGACUUCAUGGUAUUGCACAUUCCCAGAAUGGUCAUACGUUAUAAUUUGAGGGGUCACACAUUUUACAAGCUUUGUGAAUUUGGCAAUAGUACAAAUGAUGACGAUCAAUUUGAGGAGGUAGAUGAGGAAUAUGAGGUUCCUAUAACACUUAUUUCCCUCGAAUUUGGUUGGUUUAGUGCUUUCCAAUAUAUUGAAUCUUUAUUUUGUCUGUGAUUCUGUUAUGAACACAAAUUAUUGUCUGUCGGACGACAUGGAUGAGAAUUUGGCAAAUUACAUUUGGGACCAUGCAAUGCACACGACAUAAAUAGACCUAUUUUAAUUUUUGGUAAUUAAUACUAGUUUUUAUUACCAAGUUAAAAGAUAUACCUAUAUAAGCAAAAGAAAUAUUCUACUAUUUGGGCUACGAACUGGUCUUAGUUUCAUUGUUUAGUUUUUAUAAAGCUUUCUCUGGAACCUCCCUGUUCUAUUUAAUUUUCUUGCCUUAAUAGCUUUUGGUUGCUUACUGUUAAGGGCAGAACUUGGCUUCAUUGAUCGGCAAGCAG